Molecule: messenger RNA, 512 nt
Organism: Papilio xuthus (Asian swallowtail)
Lineage: Eukaryota; Metazoa; Arthropoda; Insecta; Lepidoptera; Papilionidae
Product: fatty acid-binding protein-like
Exons: 4
Coding region: 64-462 (132 amino acids)
Molecular function (GO): lipid binding
Source: RefSeq, a predicted model, not a curated record
ACAAUUUCAUUUAUUGCUUCUUCAAAUUCCGUACGAAGUUUACUCGCUAAAAAAAAUAAAAAAAUGGCGUUCGAAGGCAAAGUCUACGUACACGAUAGAGACGAGAAUUUCGAAGGUUUUGUUGCUACUUUAGGCUUAACUGAGGAUAAACUGGAAAAACUAAAGAACUACAAGCCCAAGUUCAAAUUGGAGAAGAAUGGAGAUACUUACACUAUGACGUCAUUCUCUGACAGUCGCAACAAUGUCGUCACUUUCAAACUCAACGAGGAGUUUGACGAAGCGGUGAUGGACGGCCGUGCUGCAAAGACAACCUUCACUCUGGAUGGUAACACCCUUACGCAAGUCCAGAAGUUCGAAAUCGGCACCAUAACAACAAAGAGAGAGUUCUUUGAUGACAAAUUGAUCGCGACAAUUAACAGAAGUGGCUGGGAUGGUACUGCCGUCAGAUACUACAAAGCUUAAUGAUUAUGAAAUGAAUUUAAUCCAUAAUUUAUUUUUAUUCUAAUUUUUUU